UGCUCUCAAUACACAACCAGGAGGAAGAUACACACCAUCCCUCUAAUAUAUUACACUGAUUUUUGCCUUCAGUUCGGUCCUUUGGUAUAUUUCAAACACUGACCAUGGCCAAGUUGCUUUCCGGUCCCCCUGUCUUUACUCAUCCUGAGUGGACCCACUCAAACAAGACAAAUUACAAAAAUGCCGAACUUGAACGUGCUGCGGCUGAGAGGUUGAUGGCAGAGUCGCAACGGCGGUGUGAUGAAACCGCUGGUACAACAGACAAGACUCAGAAGGAUGUGAACAAAAAACUUGAACAAAGAAUAGACGACAUUAAAUUUUGGAAACAGGAGUUAGAUGAUAAACUAGAUGACAUCACAACAGAAACGGACAAUCUGUUAGCAUACAAAGUCAGACUAGAAAAAGCGCUUGAAGCUUGCCUGGAACCUCUACAUAUUGCACAGGAGUGCUUACGAAACAGGAUCAACAGAAAAGAUAUAGAUCUGGUCCAUGAUGAUGUCCAGAAAGAACUCUUGAAGGAGGUUGAGACGAUCCAGGGAGUCAUGGCCCUGCUCCAGAAAACUUUAGAACAAACCGAUGAACAGAUAAGGUUGAACAGAAAGGCCAAGUACAAACUUGACAAAGAUCUCAAGGACAAGGGCUCAGCUUUAGACAUCGACGCAUACUGUGAAGAACUGAGGAAUAACUCGGCUGGACUUCACUUCAAAGAUGGUGUGGCCAAAAUAGAUGCAAAUUCCGUGACUCCACCAGACUGGGAAGAUUUUUCCGAUGAAAACAUCCUCAACGCUGAACGCGAAAAAUGCAACUCAAUCAACCUCCGCUCCCUGAUUGAUGGAAUCCUCCAAUCAACUGCCAAUGACAUGAAGAAACAGUGCGAGGUUGUCAACACAGCAUUCAACUGCAGAAUCGAUGAGACCAGGGACACCAAGGGAAAGCUUCAGGACCAUCUUGCCAAGGUGUUUGCCGAUAUCAAAAACAUGGAAGAAAACAUCGCUGUCCUUGAGAAGAACAUCGCCGACAAGGAAGCACCAAUGAAGCUUGCCCAGACUCGUCUUGACAUCAGACAAGGUCGACCAAAUGUUGAGUUGUGUCGCGAUGCUGUCCAAUACCGUCUUAUCGAAGAGGUACAUCAGAUCAAUGCCUCAGUGGAAUCACUUAGGGAUGCACUUGUUAAGUCGAAUGCUUCUUUGAAAGGACUUGUUAGGCGACAGCUGGAACUCGAGGAAGAUAUUCAGAUUAAAUCAAACACAUUGAUGAUUGAUGAUGUCCAAUGCAUGGGAAUGAGAAAAAGCAUAAGCAUCGAGAAAUUUUAACUUUUGUUCUGAAGUUAAAAGCAUGUUAAUAAAAUUGUCCAUCCAUCCUGUUGUAAAAGUGUAUUGUAUUGUGGCGAGGCUUUUGAUGAACUGACUGAUGAUACCGACAGCUUGCCAACUGCACCAUUGAAGCUACUCAGUAUGAUCAGUAGUCUACUGAUGUAGACUGCAAGAAGUGUUAAAAUUUGACUGAAAAUCAUUUGAAAUUCUGGACUCAGUCAGCCUUUGAAACUGUUCCGUUUUCAAGUUUCAUUACUGAAUACUUUCAAUAUCAUGUUUUUCACAUCAAUAUCAACCAAAGCACACAAGCUGUGAUGAUCAUGACAAACAUUUGAGUUAUUUCCUCUCCAUCAAAUACUUUCUGUUUUGAUCAUACAAGUACUUGAAACCCUCCAUUAUCUUAUGCAACAUACAAACCCAUGGUUUUCCGUUGUUCAGGAUAGUUACGAAAGUUUUUGUGCGCAAUGUGUAGUACUUAUUUCAACUGUGUACAAUGUUUUUUCAUGUUUCAUGUUACUGGAUCUAUCAUGAUCUCAACCCUCACAGGCCUUAUGAAUACAUUCUUUGAUUUAUGUUCAUGAGCAGUGCACAUGUAAAGAUGAAUAUACCAAUGUUUAUAUUGUAUAUUUGAAUAUCAAAAUGUUCCUGUAAAUAAGUAGCUUCACUUAGACGAGUUUAAUAAAAACAACUUGAAAACUGAUACAAG
Lineus longissimus is the source of this 2019-nucleotide messenger RNA. RefSeq names its product tektin-1-like. The transcript has 7 exons. The record is from RefSeq and is a predicted model, not a curated record. Gene Ontology annotation, biological process: cilium movement involved in cell motility; cilium assembly. Bases 105 to 1313 code for a protein of 402 amino acids. Gene Ontology annotation, cellular component: nucleus; microtubule cytoskeleton. Lineage: Eukaryota; Metazoa; Nemertea; Pilidiophora; Heteronemertea; Lineidae.